GUUUUUAUUAGAAACGAUUUAACGAAUGCAUAAAUUUUGUAGUUUACUUGUUUGUUUGAAUAAUAUUUGAUGCCAUCAUAGCAUAAUGUCUUCAUCCGACAAGAAAUCUUUUCGGAAUGUUACACAGAUGUUGUCAGAGAGUAACCAGGAUAUGAAUAACAUGCUGGAGAAUCUGACAAAGCUCAAGUCACUUUCAGAAGACGACAAGACAGAGGCGGCUAUGUUGAGAUCGAGAAUUGAUGAACAGGGACAGCUGAUCAUGAUCUUGAAGCAGCGUGCCGACGAUUCACAUUCUCGUAUGAAGACUGUCGACAGAAUUAACAAACAGCUCACUGAAUUUAGAGAACAAGCAACUGAACAGCUGGAGCAAGAAAUAAGAAAAUUUAAUAUUCUCGACCAGCGGUUUUAUGACCUUGCCUCGAACCAUGAAGAAAUGAUAAAGUUCAAGGACGAGUAUAAAAGAGUAAAUAAGGAGCUAAGAGAAGAGAAUGCCCGACUGCGUGAUGAAAAUGCUAAGUUGUUUUCUAAAGCCCUUCAGGAAAAAGAUCAGCAAAUUAACAACCUGGAGAGAAAGUGUUCUGCAAUUAAAGAACAAUAUACGGGUCUGGAACAACGUACCAGACAUCUUCAGCAAGAGUUACGGGAAAGAGAAGAGGGUCACAGAACCAGUAUGCAAAAACUGACAGACCAGCACCAAUCAGAAUUGAAAUCAUUACAGCACAAGUUAAAUGAUUCUGAAGAACGGUUGAAAAGUGUGACUCACAAGUUACAGAUGCUGACCAACAGUAACGAAAAUACUGUCACAGAGUCCAGUAGUAAAAUCGCCAUUCUCACCAAAGAAAGGGAUGAGUUGCUUGACCUUGUCAUGCAGAGAGGCAAAAUCAUCACGAAAGAACAAACUGAAAACAAGAAGCUGCAGAAGAAAGUUGAAGAGAUGGAAAAGGCGGUCAGAAAUAUGGAAGAUAAAUUUGAAAGAGAAGCUGCUUCUGUAAACUCCAACCUUCAAGUUCGCAAGUUGAAAGAUGAUUUAUAUACAACAAAUAAUAGAUAUGAUGAAAUGAUUAAGGAAUUUGAGGCUUUCAAGAAACAUUCCAAUGGACUGCUGCAGAAAGAGAAGGAGCUUAAUGAACGGUUGCGCCAUCUAGCUGGAUGAAAACGAACAUGCCACUGUUAAAGGGCCUUAAUUCUAUUAUCAUCAGUUGUGAUAUACAUCUAGACAUUAUCAAUGUUUGGAGCAUUGCUUUAAAUCAUUAAUAUAAAUUGCUAUGUAUUAUACUACUGCUAAAGUAUUCCAUUUUUGUCAGUCCAGUUUAUAGCAGGGAACAAUAUUUAGAAAUUUUACAUAACCAGAAGUUGGUUCAUGUGAUUGUUACCUACUAGGUAACUGAUUGUUCAAUUAAGUGAAUUAUAUUUGUGUAACCUAAUCAAUUAUUUCAAACAUGCAUUCAGAUUUGUUGUAUUCUGAAGUUUGUAACUUUUAAUUUGAGAAUGUAUAAUGGUUCACCACUAAAUGAUUGGAAGUUCACAUAAAUAUAAAUUUGCAUAACUGACGCAAAAACAGAACGAUGGUUUGCAUGAUAUUUUUCACUCUGUUGAAGGGUCUUGCCUUGCCAGUGUUGUUAAAAAAUGCCAGUAAUAUCACUGAGGUGUAUCUUUUGCCGAAAACCCCCAGGUUGAACACAGUUCAUUUGGUUUAGGUGAAAUCAAUAUAUUUGUAAUACAGUAGACACAAUUACAGAAGAUGCUAGCCAAUGAUUGGAUGUUGGGAUGUAUGGACCAGUCCAUUGUUUAAGGGGGAGGGAAAUACACAAAUGUUGAGUAUUUAUGGAAAGAGAAAGCACUUAAAGUUUUCUUCCUUUAUUAUUAUUUGUUACAUAAUAAAGUAAGGUUGUGCCCAGACCACAUUUAUUGCCAGACAGAAGCAGUGGCAAAGGCAAUCUUUGGCCAAAAAGUUGAUUUUGUAUAUAUUUUAAAUCACACCAAAGAUACAGUCCUUGUGAUUUAAAUAUAUUGACCAGCCUUAAAUGAAUUACUCAGGGCUAUAGAUUACAUCAAAGUCAAGGUGAUAAAUGCUGUGCCCAAAAUAAUCACACUCUAACAUGCUGACCUCAGAACAUUGCACUUUAAAAUAAUCACACUCUAACAUGCUGACCUCAGAACAUUGCACUUUAAAAUAAUCACACUCUAACAUGCUGACCUCAGAACAUUGCACUUUAAAACCACUAAAAUUUAAGAUAUAAUUAGAUUAAAAUAACUUGAAAUACAUUUUUAAAUAGCUAGUACAAUUCUGUAAUGCCAGAUGUUAAUAACAUUACUGUACCAAAAAACCUUGGUUUGCUCAGAACAGACCACAAACCUUCAUGUGACAAAUUGAUGAGAUCUAAAGUUCUAUCACUGAUAGAAUAAUAGUGCAUGUGUGUGUGGUUGUGUAUGUGUAUCGGUGUCUACAUUUAGUAAAAUAAGUAUACAAUAUCUGCUGUAGAUAAUCCUUAUAAAAUGUGUAUUUUGGUUUUCUGUCUUAGGUGCCUUAUAAAUGCAUUUCUGUGAUAAUUUGAACAAGCUUGUACCACUUUGUUUACAUAGCAUAGUUCUUAAGCUGCUGACUAUAGUUUUUAAUGAGGUGUAAAAUGCCUUUGCCUAUCACGUUUUUUUUACCAUUUACUUACAACUUUUUGCUUGAAUUAUCAGUUUGACAAGUCCAAUGUUUUAAUGGUUCAUCCUCAUAUGUAGUCAUUAAAACAUAUUUUGUACCAAACAGAAAAGAUAUGUAUUUCUUAAACUAGGACCUGUCAGUUUAAGUAGAUGACUUAAUACCAUCCAUAUUAUUGAGAUGUUUCAAACUGUUUUAUGUUUGAAAUAUUUGAACAGUUCAUUUUCAAAAUGCGAAAGAUGCCAUUUUCCACAUUUUGGAGUUAGCAGUGAUGAUAUACUGAUAGUAGUACAAUGAAACCCCUUUAAACAGACCACCAGUAAAUUGGAAUUCCAACAAAACAAAACAUUUUUUACAGUAAAUAUGAGUACAGAACUGAUCGUCUCUAAACCGUAUACUCCUUUAGACUGGAAUUUGUACUUGGUCCGGUUUAGAGGAGUAUCACUGUACAACUUAACAAUACGACAAUAAAGUUUACGGCAAAAUGUGAUGUAUGCCCAUUGAACAGGAUAUUAAAACUGUGCUUCGUAUGAUAAACUCUGUCAUGUUGCAACAAAACCUAAUAUUCCAUAAAAUGACAUGGAUAUAUUGUGCUUUGGAAAUGAACUCUUCAUUAUGUCGGGAGAUGUGUCUUCUUGUAGUUGUUGCUAGGAGCAAAUCAGAUGGUUAUUACUUCCGCAAAUAUAAUUUUAUUAGUGCUCCAUUGAUGUUACUGUUUUUUAUAUUGUUUAUACAACUUGCCAAAACCUUUGUACAGUAUCAGGGGCAUAGCCAGAAAAAUGUUAGCAUUACCGAGUGGGGGGAUUCGGGGAGCCUCUCCCCCGUGAACAUUUUGAAACUCGGGACGCCUGUAGAUGCAUUCUGAGCCUUUUCUGCGGCCUUUGUUUUCUAUCUUUUUUCGAGUCAAUUUUAAGAGGAUAUUUUAUAGAACAGUUACAGACAGCCUCAACCUAUCCCCGGAUUUUUUGGUACAACGCACAUGCAUACUGUGCGUAAUGAGCACUAUGCCUUUGAGUAUGAUAGUGGUUUUACAUGAUUAUUUGUAGAAAGAUACCAGUAUAUAAUCUUUUACUGAACUUUUCCAAACAUGUCUGUGUAAAGGUAAUAAAGUCAUGUAAAUAUAAUAUGAUAAUGCAUCAGAUAAAAAAAAAAAAAACCCUUAAUUAUUGUAAACCUUUUUUCUGAUACACUAUUCCUACAUUUCCCCCACAAAUGAUUGAAAGCCCAAUUCCUACAUUUCCCCCACAAAUGAUUGAAAGCCCAAUUCCUACAUUUUCCCCACAAAUGAUUGAAAGCCCAAUUUGUUACAUUUUUUUUGUACUGCAUAUUUUUUAAAAAUAAAAAACAAUACAGAUCAGUUUGUGUUUAUUACGUUAAAUAUGAGUUACGAGUUGAAACAAUCAAUUGAAUAAAUGUUUCUACCAAAGAGAUGAAGAACCAUUUCUGUAUGUUUUACCUUGGAAUAUAUAUAUCUUAAAUAAGUUUACUGGUGUUUAUUUUUUUGACAUGUUAAUGUGUAAUAUACUACAAUUACAAUAUGUAUUGUAACAAUCCAUUUGGAGUAACAAUCUAUUUGGAGUUACAUAUUGGUGUAGCCAUGACAAAACAAUUUACUAAUUUAUAUGCUUAUGUAUAUCAUAUAAUAUAUUUAAAUAUCUGACAUGCUAGUAUUAUCUUCCAAAUACUCAAGACAAAUUGUAGCAUGUUCUAUUGCUAUUUUAUCAUAUUUAUGAACAGCAAAUACUGCCAAAAAUAUUUUUUAAUUUUUGAAAACAUAUUUUAAAAACUUAUGCAAAGGCAGAAUAAUAGGCUAAUGUCCUUAUUAUGGUCAUCACCAGAAUACCAAAACUUUGUUAUUUUUGCAUAAAAGUCUGUUCAACAAUUGCAUAAGUCUCUAGGAGAGGGGAAUCAUGAGACGUUUUAUUAAAUCUUGUGGGAGAGGGGAGGUGUGUGUGUAUGCCAAGAAUUGCAUAGUAUUUUGUAAAACGUGUCAUUUUAAUUCUUAAAUCAAAUACAGGCAGUAAUGGUUAAUGUUUCUCUUACAGGUGUGUUUUUUUUAGUGUGUAAUUAUUAAUACACAAAGUAAUAAAUAAAUAAGAAAAACAAAACCCCAGUAAUGUUAUAUUAUGUUACAAGUUACAUCAUGGUGACAGUGAAAGGAGGAAAAGGUGUGUGGUAAGAGUUACAUUAUUUUUAGAGUUAGGGGUGAUCUUAGGCCAAACCAAAUAAAUUUCUGGUCACCAUGGUAAUUUUAUUUUAUUUCCCACGGUGUAAUGUCUAUUUUUGCCAAGCUUUUCUUGCUAUGAUGUAAAACUGCAUUUGGAGCCAAAAUUACAUCACACAUGAACUAGGACGUGCAUUCUGAUUUCAAUUUAAAUAUGUGCCUUAUUUACAAUAUCAAAUAUACCCACCUUUUCUCUGCAAUCCAUGCUAAAAAAAAAAAAUUAACCUGCAUUGAGGCAUUAAUUCUGGAACUUUGGUCUGAUCAGAAACUACUUUUUUUUAGUUUUGGUCUUAUCAUUACAAAAUAUAAUAUGAAGGAGGGUGUACAAUGUGGAUCAGAUUUUGCAUUUUGUUGAACGGGCCUUAACUGGGAUGAGAGUCGGGGAAAUUGCAUUUGGUUACAGCUCUGUAGUCCGAAGGUUCAGUGGUUUGAAGAUUCAACACUAACCCUAACACUAGGUUCAGUAGUCAGAAGGUUCAGUAGUCCAAAGGUUUAUAGACCUUACCCCGGACUAUUGAACCUUCGGACCAUUGAUCCUUCAGACUAUAGAGCGGUCCCCAUUGUAUUUUACUAUUCUUUAAAAGAUAUUUAAAGGUGCAGUCACUGCAGUGUCACAUUUAAUUUUGGAAAUGGGGAGUGCUACAUUAUAAUGGUACUUGAAACAAAUUGGUAUUUUUAUAAUUAAAAUAAUCAGAAACGGUUAAAAUAACCUGGACUAUGUUUUCACAUUCUUUAAAGAAGCAAUAGGAAAUAUAAUAUUAUCAUUGUAUAGUGAUUUUCUCUGACUCUAGAAUAAAUAUAUGAUUAUUACUGUUAUUCUUGUUUUAAUAUUCAGACUUGAAACUACAUGUAUUAAUAUUAUCGUACCAUAAUAACUAAAGUUGUCAUACAAAGAUCAGUAUUUUUCAAUAUAUUCUGUAAUUGUUUGUUAAUAAACAUACACAAAAUGUGGGAUAGCUUUAAAAGUCUAGAUAUGUGUAUUCUAAUUAUUAAUGUCACAAUGAUAGGAUUCAAUUAUUGGUUGUUGGGUUUUUUACCAAAUAUUUCUGUGAUAAUUGAUGAUUCCAAAAAUUGAAGUAAUACAUCUUAUGUAUUUUUAAUAAAUGUAUAUCCUAUUUUAUUAAUAGGUCUGUGAUCAGUUUAUGUACAUUUUAAAAUGGAGCAAGAAUUUAUAAAUUUAUUUAUGUAUGUUUAUUCUCUUUCCGUCCAUGUUAUAUUUUGUUUAACUUAUACUUAUUGAAACUAUUUUUGAGUUAUUAAAUAUUUUGACAGUAA
Molecule: messenger RNA, 6149 nt
Organism: Gigantopelta aegis
Lineage: Eukaryota; Metazoa; Mollusca; Gastropoda; Neomphalida; Peltospiridae
Product: coiled-coil domain-containing protein 89-like
Exons: 7
Coding region: 86-1153 (355 amino acids)
Source: RefSeq, a predicted model, not a curated record